This is a messenger RNA of Sinocyclocheilus rhinocerous, 1678 nucleotides long. Its product is annotated as proteoglycan 4-like. NCBI's taxonomy places the organism in Eukaryota, Metazoa, Chordata, Actinopteri, Cypriniformes, Cyprinidae. Gene Ontology annotation, molecular function: scavenger receptor activity; polysaccharide binding. The coding region runs from base 1 to 1539 and encodes 512 amino acids. The record is from RefSeq and is a predicted model, not a curated record. Gene Ontology annotation, biological process: immune response. The transcript has 14 exons.
AUGACCUCCUACAUGAAACCAACUCUUGGACCCAAUCGAGUGUUUUUAUCAGUGUGGGCUGCUCUGUUGAGGGUUAUCAUGACUGGAUCUGCUCUGGUUUCAUUUCUCCUGGCGCUGGCCUGUGUUCUUCUGCCGCUGUGUGCUGCUCAAGGCAGCUGUGUGGGCAGAUGUGGCGAGCCGUUCACCCGCGGACAGGUCUGUAGCUGUGACUACAAUUGUUUUGUCCACGGCGAGUGCUGCAAGGAUUUUGACAACGUCUGCACUGUUGGUGACUCCUGCAGGGGUCGCUGUGGUGAGGCGUUCCGGCGCGGGAGACAGUGUGAGUGUGAUUCAGACUGCGUGCUCCACGACUCCUGCUGCCCAGACUACAGCAUGCAGUGCGAUGCUCUCUCCCAGUUGCAAGCUGCAAGAAGCUCAAAACUAAACAAGCCAACAGAUUAUACUGAGAAGUGUAUGGCAGCAUGUCUCGCAGCACAGCAAAACCCAGACCUCAUGAGAGAUGGUAGCAGACUGAAUAACUUUAUGGCUCCAUCUGAUGCUGCAUUACUUCUUGCUGGUGGCCCUCUGCCCCAAGACAUCUACGCUCCUCUGACACCCUCUGACAUACCCGGCAUCGGUUCCAACCCUUCUGGGUUCCCUCUACCAGGAUCCGGCCCUGCUCCUGCAGCGGGACCUUCCUCUGACAAUCCCCUCACCAUCCCUGUGCAGGUCUCCCUCUCCGUCAGCGGACAAAGUGAGGGGCCGUCUGCUGCACACAGACCCAGCACUCUUGCAGACAUCGCCCAGGCCUUGGCAGCCAGCAGCCCUGCAGCACCAGAUGCCAACUCGAACCCUGAUCUCUGCAGUGGCCUUGCCAUUGAUGGAAUGGCAACUCUCUCCAACAACUCCAUCAUAGUUUUCAGAGGUCACUUUUUUUGGCUGCUGAACCCCAAGACCAGAAGAGCCGGUCCUGCUCGUAGAAUCACUGAAGAACUGGGCAUCCCGUCUCCCAUCGACACGGCCUUCACACGCUGCAACUGCCAGGGCAAGACCUACAUCAUCAAGGGUGACAACUACUGGAGUUUGGAGAACGGUGUUGUGGAACCUGGAUAUCCCAGAUCUGUGUCCCAGGACUUUGGUGGGCUCACCGGUGAGAUCACAGCUGCUCUGCCAAUCCCAGCCACCAGAAAGAGACCCGAGUCUGUGUACUUCUUCAAGAAAGGAGGCAGAGCUCAGAAAUUAACUUUUCCUCCUGGAAGUGCACCAACUUGCAGUGGAAGGAGAUCCAAAAAUUCAGACAAAGUUCCAAAAAAUGGCAAAGCAGGGAUCCAGUUGUCAGGGGAGAUCAACAUCAACCUCAAAAUGAAGGGCUUCCCCACCCCUGUGACAUCAGCCUUGGCCAUGCCCAACCCAAGGAAGUCAGAUGGUUUCGAUUACUUUGUUUUCUCUUGGCCUAAAGUCCUAAACAUCAAGGUUAGCGGUGAUCUGCCCGCUCUGACGGCCCCUGUCAGCCAUUCCUCCCAGCAGAAUGACAUCAGCAAGUGGCUCAACUGUGCAUGAAACAAACACCACCAGCAGCUGCAUGGCGAGAAAGAUUCUCCAUUUAUUAGCAAAACCAUUGAACAUAGCGUCAGUAUGAUUACUCACAAAAUAUCAAAUAAAUCUAACCCGUGUUUUAAAGCACAUUGAAACGAAACAU